Hyaloscypha bicolor E is the source of this 327-nucleotide messenger RNA. RefSeq lists its product as uncharacterized. The transcript is spliced from 2 exons. The record is from RefSeq and is a predicted model, not a curated record. NCBI's taxonomy places the organism in Eukaryota, Fungi, Ascomycota, Leotiomycetes, Helotiales, Hyaloscyphaceae. Bases 91 to 324 code for a protein of 77 amino acids.
GAGUCCCGUGACUCAUAGGAGGAGAGUGCCAAGGAGGUCAAAGCAGUACACCGUAUUCCAAUACAUAGCUAUGGCCAAUUUCUGAACGGGAUGGAUGAACACCAUCAAUUGGAGACGCUUGUCAUCCUAGAGAAUACUUGUUGUUCUCCAUGGACGCCCAUCACUGCAGCCACAACAUCUUCAACGCCAUCCCUGGUAACCCUUUUCCCCUCUCUCAUUGGUGGCGACAUCACCUCGUUCGGUGAUCCUUUCGGUAUCUGGAUGUACGCAGCGUUCAUUGCGUCCUCUCCCUGCUUAUCUGCGAUUGUUUCUGGAGCCAGGUGAGUG